Molecule: messenger RNA, 481 nt
Organism: Acyrthosiphon pisum (pea aphid)
Lineage: Eukaryota; Metazoa; Arthropoda; Insecta; Hemiptera; Aphididae
Product: zinc finger SWIM domain-containing protein 3
Exons: 3
Coding region: 32-481 (149 amino acids)
Source: RefSeq, a predicted model, not a curated record
AAGUAAAUUAUCUGUUAUAUAUAUAAUUAUUAUGAAGCUCCAAGAUAGCUAUAAAUCAUUUGAAGAGUUCGAGAGCAGCUUUAGGGUCUACAAAGACGUGAAUUUUGUAGAUUUCUUUAUAAAAGACUGCAAGACAUUAACCUCCAUUAACGCGAAAUUUCCAAAUGGCAGAAUGAUGACAGCAUCCAGUGACUUAAAAUAUUACUAUAUUAAAUUUUGUUGUGUGCAUGGAGGAUGCUACAAAAAAAAAAAAACCCUUGACCAACGUUCUACAUCUACAAUGCGCCAAGGCUGUGAUGCUGGCAUUUACCUGAAGGCAUCAGAUGAUGGAAAAUCUCUAGUCAUCACAAAGAUGACUGAGGACCACAACCAUGAGGUUUCCAAGAUAUUGUAUGAUCAUCUCCCUAACCAAAGGAAAAUAACCCCCGAAAAUAAGGCCACCGUAUUGGAUGCUCAGAAAAUAUUAACAAUCAGGAUGUAG